Messenger RNA from Hyaloscypha bicolor E, 562 nucleotides. RefSeq lists its product as uncharacterized. Bases 138 to 476 code for a protein of 112 amino acids. The record is from RefSeq and is a predicted model, not a curated record. The transcript has a single exon. NCBI's taxonomy places the organism in Eukaryota, Fungi, Ascomycota, Leotiomycetes, Helotiales, Hyaloscyphaceae.
GAGCAGAGCAGAGCAGAGCACAGCACAGCACACUCACGCUGCUGGGCAGUGGCACUGACUGGCAUGGGCGCUGGGCUUCUGGUUCUGGGCACGGGGAGGGGAUCAUGCGACAGCUGGCCUUCUUGUGGUGGUGAGCAAUGAGCAUUGCCAUGGCUGCCAUGGCCGCCACGGCGAGCGAGCAGCAUUUGCGUGCCGCUGUGCCCCUUCCUUUGGCUCUGCAAUCCGAUCCCUAUUUUAAGAUUGGCCGCCCCCCAGCAACAGGACAUCACAUGAUCACUUGGUUUCUGGGCGUUGCCGUGACUGAGCAUGGCCCAGGCAUGCUCGUCUCCAGAAACUGGGGGAGCGCUGCUGGGCCGUUGAAAUGCCGUGGACGGCUGAGUCUGGCUGGGGUCGCACAGGGGUUGUGUGUGUCCGCUUUUGGCUUUUGGGCUCGUCCUCGCUUUGGCAGGCGCUCGCUAAAUACUCAAGUAACUUGACAUCGCCUGUAGGUAGUUUCUCACUGACUGGAUUGGCCCGUGACUUGGCCAUCAACACAUCAACACCACCACGACUGAGCCCUCAC